Rhizopus microsporus ATCC 52813 is the source of this 387-nucleotide messenger RNA. RefSeq lists its product as uncharacterized. The transcript is spliced from 3 exons. The record is from RefSeq and is a predicted model, not a curated record. Lineage: Eukaryota; Fungi; Mucoromycota; Mucoromycetes; Mucorales; Rhizopodaceae. Bases 1 to 387 code for a protein of 128 amino acids.
AUGAAGUUCUUUGCCAUUGUUUGCACUUUACUUAUUCAAUCUAUUUUAUAUGUUUAUGCUCAAGCACCACUUAAUGCUGGUGUAGCCAUCACUUCACCUGUGCUCAAUACUGUUGUCAAGGGAGGAUCCAACUUUACAAUCUCAUGGUCUAUUCUCAACAAGAACGCUACUCGUAUCGAAAAGAUUGGUUUAUGGAAGGGCAAUGCAGCUUAUCUUACUCCCGUCAUCCUCAAUAUUCUCAAAAAUGGUUCCAUUCCUGUUAAUCCACCAACUUACAACUGGACAGUUCCAACCAACUUGACAUCAGAGAGUGACUAUGUUUUGACUAUUGUUGGAAAUAACAGUUAUACCAGCUAUUCUCCUUAUUUCACUAUUAAAAACGCUUAA